This is a messenger RNA of Parnassius mnemosyne (clouded apollo), 1098 nucleotides long. The record is from the annotation of a GenBank genome assembly. Lineage: Eukaryota; Metazoa; Arthropoda; Insecta; Lepidoptera; Papilionidae.
AUGGUGAAAAAUAAUCUUGACGAGUUAUCUGCGCAUAUUUUAGAUAAGGAUUUUGUAAAAAUUUUUCAACCGGUGCAUUUAAUACAAUAUGUACUUGGGUCAUUAUAUGUAAAAAUUCAAUAUGGCUUCGCUACAAAAUCAUCUUCCAGAUACAAUGUGUUUAGUUUUUUUGUUUGGAUUAUUCAUAUACUGUCAUUGACGAUAUUCGUAACAUAUUGUGAGGCGACGAGCGAUUCUAUGCUGACUGACUUUUAUCUAAAACUCUAUCAUAUAUUGAAUGGGUCAAUUAUAGUGAUUAUCACAAUUAAGAAUUUUUGCAAGGGAAAUUUAAACAGUGAGUUAUAUGUGAAAUUACAAAAAAUCGAUAGGGAUAUUAAUAUGAAAGAUGCAAGGAAAAGUAAUAAGCGUAUGUUCAUAUUCUCGACAAUUGUAGUGGUGAUAAGUGUCGUUUUUACCAUUAUUUGGGCGAUAGUUCUUAAUAAGUAUAUCAUGGAAGGAUUUUGUCCCGUUGCUUUUAUGGUACAACUUCCAGUUUUGAGUAACUACAUGGAUAUUAUUUUAAUAGCCUACAAAAUGUAUUUUAUGGUGAUAAGAUUUGAAUACAUAAAUUCAAUGUUGAAAGAGAAAUUACAUAGCAGCACUGGCGAUACUCAAUGUACAAUCAAGCCUUUUGUAGUGAAUGACGGUAAUUCUGACCACGACGACAAAUUAUGGAACCGUCUCGUAUUAACUGCACAUGAUACAAUUACUGUGUGGAAAGAACUAUUUAGUAUUCAUCAAAUUACGAUACCCAUAAAUAUUUAUUCAGUCGCAAGCGUGGUACCAUUGAUAAUGAGUCUGUUCUUUAUAGUGUUACUGUGCGUCAUGGCGGAACUGCUAAACGCAAAGAUGGAAAAUUCGAGAAAACUUUGCGCCAAUAUUUUGUGCUUUAGUACUAGGACAUCUCGGCAUAAUAUCAAGCGUUUAUUAUUACUGCUGGAAAUAGAAAGAAAAAUAUCUAUUUACGACAUAUAUAUAUUGGACGCUCAGCUACCGUUCAAUCUGUUCGCUAUCACCGCAACAUACACAAUAGUUCUUCUGCAGUUUGCUUUGAUAUAA